Molecule: messenger RNA, 2863 nt
Organism: Leptonychotes weddellii (Weddell seal)
Lineage: Eukaryota; Metazoa; Chordata; Mammalia; Carnivora; Phocidae
Product: UPF0547 protein C16orf87
Source: RefSeq, a predicted model, not a curated record
GAAGAUUCAGACGGUCUCCUCUCGUGAGAAUCGGGACGUGCCCGAGGACCGGCUUGGUGCGGGUGGGAGCGCGCUCCGGCGCGAGAGGCCAGUGGUCGCUGCGGGCGCACGCCCUGCCCCUCCCCCUCUCCGGCACGCAGGUUCCGGAUUAAGCCUCCGUCUGACCAGCGGCGGCCGGGCGGAUGGAGGCUGGGCCGCCGAGGUACGAGGGGAGGAGCCGGAGCUGCCGCCGCGGCUGCUGCUGCUGCUGUAGAUGAGCAUGUCUGCAACUCGAGCCAAGAAAGUGAAGAUGGCCACCAAAUCGUGCCCCGAGUGCGACCAACAGGUUCCUGUUGCAUGUAAAUCGUGUCCUUGUGGUUAUAUAUUUAUUAGCAGAAAACUUUUAAAUGCAAAACACCCAGAGAAAUCACCACCUUCUACAGAAAACAAGCAUGAGGCCAAGAGGAGGCGAACAGAGAGAGUUAGGCGAGAGAAGAUAAAUUCUACAGUAAAUAAGGAUUUAGAAAACAGAAAGAGGUCUCGAAGUAACAGCCAUUCAGAUCAUAUCAGACGAGGAAGAGGAAGACCUAAAACUGCAUCUGCCAAAAAACAUGAGGAAGAAAGAGAGAAACAGGAAAAGGAAAUUGACAUCUAUGCUAACCUCUCUGAUGAAAAGGCUUUCGUGUUUUCAGUCGCCUUGGCAGAAAUAAAUAGAAAAAUUAUCAAUCAAAGACUUAUUCUCUGAUAUUUGUCUGCAAAAUAUGUUGAUACUGUCUUCAGGAUUACAUCAGCAAAUUCUCAAACAGUUGUGGACUCUCAGGAGCAUUCUGACUGCAUCAAUAAGGGCCAUUGUUUUUUUUUCCCUGUCAUUUAGCCUGUGCCACACUUUGGGAGCAAAGCUGUAGGCUUGGACUGUUCUGGGAUUUCCUUGUUUACCAAGGAGUAUUGUCAGUGUUUUGUGUUUGGGAUGUAAGUAAGUAUAUUUACCAAAAACAAAAAAAUAAACAAAAAACAAUGGAUGGCUGUUAAAGGAUAAAGGAAUAGAGAUGGGAGUGAAAGAAUGAAAACUAGGGAAAUAAAAUGCUUGAUAGUUUUCAGGUUUGCCACCAGAGAUGCAAUAUUUUAAGUACUUUGAGAAAGAGUGACUUUUAAAAAUAUUAUAUUUCAGAUUUUCAGCAUUAACAGAUUGCAUAUAUACAGUUCAUUUACUUUUAAUAAAUUGGCAAUUGAUAUUUUAUUGAAUGGGGAAUUAAGAAUAUAAACUGUACAUUUUGUCUUAAAUUGAUUUUUUCUUGGCCUUUAUUUUUAUGACUUAAGGUAUGAGUUAUAUUUUGGGAGAUACUUUCUAAACAUUUGGGAAGUUUGGGUGCUAUAUGAAGAAAAACAUUUAAGGAUAUAUCAUACUUCAGAUAUAGACAUCUUGUUUUCUUGAAUGUAAUUUAUUUAUUGGUUAAAAAUACCUUUUCUGCUCUCAAGAUGGUGCCUGUUAACCUAAACAUAAAAUAUAUUUAUUACAUACAAAAUAUUUCUUAGGUAGCCUCUUUUAAGCAGUAAUGUUUUAUCUGAAUGGAUGUUCAUUUAUACAUACAGAUAAUUAUUUAAAUUGUUACUUAAUCUCACUCUGGAAAAAAAAUAAACCUUAAUAUUGAAACUAAUAGAUUAAUAGUGUGGUAUAAGUUUUUGUUCUGUGAAGUUUGUGAAAUACACUUAAAUUCUUAAUUUUUCUAGUAGUAAGUGAUAACUGUUUAUAGUUGAUUUAUACUAAAUGCUUUUGCAUUUUUGUUUUUCAAUUUAAUAUUAAUAUUCAAACUUGACAGUAAUUUCCCUUAUUUCAGGUACCCCCCACCCUCACCCCAGUGGCUGAAUCUGUUUGGAAGUCCAGAAGUCUUAUUAGGGAAGGUACUCAUCAGUUAGAUUUAGCCUUAAGAGAAUUUCCCUUUGAGUUUCAGUAGUUGCAUUGUCAGCUUCAUCCUGCCUCUCUCAUCACCUCUCAAAAGAAAAAGAUUCACAUGUUGUCCUACUUUAUCUAAAUUGUAGCCAGCACAGGGAGCUUAAGAGGUACUCUAGGCAGGAAGUAGAAUUUUUUUCCCCCACAAUCCUUGUAUUUACCUAUAGGUACUACUACAGUUAUCUUGUAUGCAUUUUAAAGCCCUAAUAAUAAAGUUUUUUCCCAAGAAUGCUAAUGUGAUUUUUAUCUUUGAAAUAUAAGAAAACUAUUUUCAUUUUGACAAGAAAAUAUAAAAAUAAUAUCUAAAAAUGCUUUUGAGUAUGUCCUCAGAAAAAGGAAGGCUUAUGGAGUAGGCAUCUCUAUAAAGAACUAUUGAUGUCAGAGUCUAUCCAUUUAAAGCUGAAGACCCUUAGAGGAAAGUCAUGUUAGAAUAGUCAUGGAUACAAUAGGGAAGGAGACUGGUGACAAGGCUGGAACUUACCAUGUAAAGAAGUAAUUUAUUUCAGAUGCUCAUGAUGUUAAAUCAUUGGCUUAUUUAAAAAGUUCUUUGGUAGAGGGGCAAAUUAGGCUUUCCCCUAUUUGUGAUGUAACCUAUUCAGGAAAUUUCUCUAAAAAUUGUGUUCUCUGAUAUUUUUAUAAGCUGUCUCAUAAAGCUGAAUUUGUCUAAGAAUGUUGUAAUGGUCUUGGAACAUACUACUUGUCAUUCACUGGUGUUGAAGAAACUGAUAAGAAAGAGGUUUCAUAAGAAACCUCUUAGAUGUCCUAAGAGCAUAAUUAUAAUAAUUUAAUUACAUAAUCCAAAGUUUGUUGUGCUUUAAUACCUAUAAAUGAUAUGAUUAUUCAGAAUGCCUUAAAAUGAUUCUAUAAUUAGAUUAGGCCUGUUGAAGGUAUGUUCAUUCUUAAAUGUGAACAAGAUUAAAUAAAAGGUAUUUGGGA